Molecule: messenger RNA, 765 nt
Organism: Penicillium nucicola
Lineage: Eukaryota; Fungi; Ascomycota; Eurotiomycetes; Eurotiales; Aspergillaceae
Product: BTB/POZ domain-containing protein
Exons: 3
Coding region: 1-765 (254 amino acids)
Molecular function (GO): protein binding
Source: RefSeq, a predicted model, not a curated record
AUGGAGCUCACUGCACUCGGCGUGGAGGGCACGGAUUUGCUUGUCCACAGGCUCCAAGACUUCUGGCACUCUGCUGCCUUCUCCGACCUCACUGUCAUCACAACAGACAGAACUUUCCAGGUUCACAGGUUCAUGCUCUGCGCAAGGUCUCCUGUCCUCUGUCGUCUCAUUGCAGGUGAAGGCCGAGAGAUUCACCUCACCGGGCAGUACGCUCUCGAAAUGAUGGACGAUCAUCCACGCAUCGUCGAGGCCAUGUUACGCUCUUUCUACGGGCUAUCCUACGACGGUAUCAACAAAGCCACAAACAUGAUGUGCCCUAUGCUAUUCAACAUCAUGGUUUACAAUAUUGCUGCAAAGUACCAAAUUGAGUAUCUCAAGGUUCAAGCCAGACUCAAAUUUACUUGCGCCAUACAAAAUCUUUGGGACUCGGAUGAUUUUCUGGUUGCAAUUUCCCAGGCAUACACCACCACAUCAGCAGAAGAUCGGGAUCUUCGUGUUUUGAUUGUGGCAAUCUGCCAGAAACACAGAAGGGCUCUGCGGGAGAAGCAGGAGUUUGAAAGUUUACUUGCGAAUAUUCCUGGACUUGCCAGUGAUCUUUUGCUUCUUUCGCGCCAAUACAUCUAUCCAACUUUGGCUCUGGAGCCGCGCAUCGUCGAGUCCUAUGUUUGCAUGAAAUGUCUAUCGAAGUGGCAGAUUCAAGUUGGUAUCGUGAAGGACUUUCUUAAAUGCCCUUUCUGUCGCCACGAUGAAGUGCUUCCUUUCUAG